This is a messenger RNA of Cyclocybe aegerita, 1041 nucleotides long. The record is from the annotation of a GenBank genome assembly. NCBI's taxonomy places the organism in Eukaryota, Fungi, Basidiomycota, Agaricomycetes, Agaricales, Hemipholiotaceae.
AUGCCUCCAGAAGAGAGGGCCCACGAAGACUAUUGGAUCAUGUGGCACCCUUGGGUCGAUAUCAUUUGUGCGAACACGACAGAACCGUCUUGGAUUGGGAAGGAAGGGCUUGGCCGGGAAUUCCAACAAUUCUGCAUAGAUGACUCUCAUACCAUUUCAUGGGCCCUCGUGUUUACGUGCCAGAUGCACGUCGACAGCGUUCACAUCCGAAGACGGCAUCUCCAGGGCGACUUUCAGACUAUGCGUGAUUUCGCCGAGAAAAUCACGCAGUCCUAUGAUUCGUAUUUACCUGAAGAGGAGCCUGCGCAAGGCCAGGCCUACGUUCAAGAGAAGCUCGACUCAGCUCGAACGUCCAUACGCGACUGGUUGCUAAAUGAUGCUCUCACACAAAGCAAAGAGCACAGCGGAUGGGAAAAGUACAAAGGGUACUGCGACAAGAAUUCUAUUUGGCUUCUCAAUCUAUGGCUGACUGCCAAUGCCAUCUCCGGGGCCACGGUUCGCUACUUCAGGUUCGCAACUUUCGUCAUCCAGCACGAUAGAUACGUUCAAUCGAUCCACUUGUGGAAUAUGCUCAAGCAGACUGGACACCUCGCUUUUUCCACCACCGUGGUUCGUCAGGAUUUAGCAACCGAGGACAUUUUGUUACUCGAUCAUCUUGUCGAAGCAUUCAGUGAAAAGGUUUUUCUUGGACCUCCUCCUAAACGCGACUUCUUUAAGAGCUGGGAACUCUCGAUGGGUGCGCUUCCAGAGAACUACGCACAGGGUAAAAGAGCGCACAAGAAGACCACUCCGCGUCCAAGUAAUCCUCGUCUCAGAAAAAUGGCCCAUAAUCUGAAUCACGACCGAGGUAGCUUCCUCUGGUUGAGUGACGCCGUGAACUUGCAUUAUGCCAACUUUUCUAAUGCUUUAAAGGAGGACUACGCUAGAAGACGCCUCUGCAGACAGGAGUGGGCAUUCUCCCAUCCUCUUGCAGUCACUCUGGAUCUCGUCAACUCGGAAUUCGGAGCUACGACUUCUGCUCCUCCCCUAGCGAAGCCGUGA